GCCGCGCCCGCCGCCCCGGGACGCCGCGGGGAGCUCCGGACGCGUCUGCGGCGGCCGCUGGAACCGGGCAGCGUGCGGGAGACAGUGCGGAGCUCGGCCCCGGGAUGUUCCAGCUGCCUACCUUCACUCUCCGAGUGCCUGAGAACACUGAGAGCAAUGGCCAGGAGCCGAGUCCGGACAACGAGGGGGCCCUGCACAGUUCCUUCCUCCAGCUCAUCGAGGAGCAGAGCAGCCUGGUGGCAGGGGAAGUAGAAAUGGAACUGCAGGAAAGGGACAGAGGGCCCCCAGCUCUCCUGGUCCCCCUGGGCCCCUGGGUCACUGCUGGGCUGGAGCCCGAGCAGGAUGAGCAGCACCCCGGCUACGCCACCACCCUGCGCAUCCUGGCCAGCAUGCCCAGCCGCACCAUCGGGCGCAGCCGUGGGGCCAUUAUCUCUCAGUACUACAACCGCACGGCGCGGCUGCGGCGCCGGAGCAGCCGUCCAUCCCUGCAGCAGCUCAGCCGCACGGCACGGCCCAGCCUGCGUCAGUACAACCUGGAGAGCGACCCGGCCCAUGCCACGCUGGCAGACAAGCAGAGACUGCUGGUAAAUGAGCUGCUGAGCCUCUCACCUGCACAGCGCGGCCGCAUGCUGCUGGAGCUGCCUCUCAGCCUGGCGGAGAAGCGCAGCCUCCGGAGGCAGCUGAACCAGAAGAGGAGCACUCUGGGGCUGCGCACCCGCUCUGCAGAGCCCACCUCUCCCUGUGCAUGGUGCCAGGUCUGCAUUGUGCUUGGUUGCCGGACCCUCUGGUACAGGUUCCUGGCACUGGUCCACACCGCACGGCCCUGGCACUACACCUUGAAGCAGAUCAGUGGCCGCUUUGGCUCCAGUGUGCUCUCCUACUUCCUCUUCCUCAAGACUCUCCUCAUGUUCAACAUCUUCUCCUUCCUCCUCUUGGUUUUUGUGGUUGCCCUGCAGGCUGCUUAUCCCCCUGCUGUGGCCAGCCCCCGUCCCUUUGCUGGCCUUGAGCUCCUCACCGGAGCGGGCUCUUUCACUCACUCGUUGUUGUACUACGGCUACUACAGCAACAUCACCCUGAACGACCCCUCUGCCUCCAGCCCCAAUGGCAGCGCGGGCCCCACCAUAGCCACCCCGCUCAUGUACAACAUGCCACUGGCCUAUGUGUUCACCAUUGGGGCCUUCUUCUUUGCCACCUGCAUCCUGCUGGUGUACAGCAUGUACCGCUCCUUUGUGAAGAGCUGCCGCGUGGGCAGCUCCACCACGGUGGUCCUGGCCAUCAAAAUCUUCUGUACAUGGGACUUCAAGGUGGUGCAGAGGCACUCGGUGAAGCUGCAGAGUGAGAAUAUCUGCACUCAGCUGAAGGAGCUGCUGGCGGAGCAGCGGACACGUUCCUGCCGCCUGAGCCUCCUCCAGUGGCUGCGACACAUCACCGUGCUCCUGCUGGCCUGGCUCCUAGCACUGGGCACAGUGCUGGGCUGCGUGGUGGCUGUGUACUACUUCUCAGAGCACAUGCACGUGGUGCAGCAGGAACAGGGAGCUGCAGCAGGCAGUGCAUGGCAGCAGGAAGGCAUCCUGCUGGCCCUGCCGCUCAUCGUGUCACUCCUCAACAUGCUGAUGCCCCACUUCUACAACCUGCUGGCAGCGUGGGAGAAGCAAGCUUCCCCAGAGGCGGAGGUCUACGUGGCCAUCUGCAGGAACUUCCUGCUGAAGAUGGUGGUUCUUGGCUUGCUCUGCUACCAGUGGCUCAGCCACAGAGUGAUUUCCUCCGCCAGCGAGUGCUGGGAGACACGUGUGGGGCAGGACCUGUAUCGCUUCGUGGUGAUGGACUUCAUAUUCACCCUGCUGGACACUGGCUUUGGGGAGCUGCUCUGGAGACUGAUCCUGGAGAAGAAGCUGAAGAGUAAGCGGAGGCCUGAGUUUGACAUUGCCCAAAAUGUGCUGGAGCUCAUCUAUGGGCAGACCCUGACCUGGCUGGGCGUUCUCUUCGCACCACUCCUCCCAGCAGUGCAGGUGCUGAAGCUGCUGCUGCUCUUCUACAUCAAAAAGACCAGCCUGAUGCAGAACUGCCAGUCCCCCAGCAAGCCCUGGCAAGCAUCUCGUAUGAGUACUGUCUUCAUCAUGCUCCUCUUCUUCCCGUCCUUCCUGGGCGCAGUGUUGUUCGUCUCUUACACUGUCUGGUCGGUGAAGCCAUCAGAAACCUGUGGCCCCUUCCGGGGGCUGCAAACCAUCUCCGUAGCUUUGAAGGUCUGGGUGGAGCUGCUGAAGGACUCCAACCCCAACAUCACCUGGUUCAGCUGGAUCCAGCAGUACCUGCUGGAGAACACCUUCUUCCUGUUCUUCCUCUCUGGGAUGGUGCUAGCUGCCAUCUACCACAAAAUGCUGGUGGUGAGUGGCCAGCGCCGGAUCAUCCACCUGCUGAAAGACCGGAUUACCUAUGAAGGGGAAGAUAAAAGAUUCCUGAUUGGGAAGCUUCACUCCAUUUACGAGCAGAAAGCGAGAUGCGCUUGAUCCCAGUGUCACAGACCCCAGGAAGGAGCAGGGCAGAAUGGGACAGCUCACCACCAGGAACUGGAACUGGCUGCUCCUGGAGCCGUGUGGCAUUGCCCUGGGAGCAGAGAACUGUGCGCUUGCAAGUGCUCUCUUGCAGCAGCCAAGGACUGCUGGGCAAUGUGCAGCACAGAGAUAAGGGUGCUCCCCCCGCCCCCCCCGGGGCCAGGAGCACAGCCCUGCUGCUGUGUCCCAGCACAGCUCUGUGGGACUGGUUUGCACACGUAGCUGUGCAAAAAACUACUCUCCUUCCUGCAAACUACCUGGCCAGCCUGGAAAGCAGCACCUUGCAGCAUGCUGGAACAGAGAUAGUGAAGUUUUCUGCCUCAUGAAGUGGGACCAGCAUGGUGUGCGCGCACAGGGACUUCCAACGGCA
This is a messenger RNA of Numida meleagris (helmeted guineafowl), 2922 nucleotides long. RefSeq names its product transmembrane channel like 6 (gene TMC6). The record is from RefSeq and is a predicted model, not a curated record. The transcript is spliced from 22 exons. Bases 105 to 2507 code for a protein of 800 amino acids. Lineage: Eukaryota; Metazoa; Chordata; Aves; Galliformes; Numididae. Gene Ontology annotation, cellular component: plasma membrane. Gene Ontology annotation, molecular function: mechanosensitive monoatomic ion channel activity.